Molecule: messenger RNA, 2260 nt
Organism: Camelina sativa (false flax)
Lineage: Eukaryota; Viridiplantae; Streptophyta; Magnoliopsida; Brassicales; Brassicaceae
Product: WD repeat-containing protein 26 homolog
Molecular function (GO): protein binding
Source: RefSeq, a predicted model, not a curated record
CUCUCUCUCUCUCUCUCCUUUUCAUCUUCUUUCUUUAACGCUUCCUCUCUUUGAGAACUUGCUCUCUCUCUCUCUCUCUCUCUCUCUCUCUCAUCUUCUCACCGCUUUGUGCAUCUCUCUAUCGGGUUUCUCCCCCUUUGUUUCCGGGCUGUUUCUUAACCUUCUCUCUCUCCCUUUAUUUCUUCUGCCAUCGCCAAACCUUAUCUUUUGCUUCCUGGGUUUUGCUUCUUAUUUGGUCACAGCUUGGACACAUUUAUCUCUCGGCAGGAAAGUUAUAUGGGCUGAACUAGGAAUUUCAUGGGAGUUGUGGAGGAUACUGAACCUCCUUUGAAACGUGCAAAGCGGCUUGUUGACGAACCUAACGGCUUCUCCGGGAACUCUUCUGUUAGACCUUGUAGUGUGAACAACUCUUUGGGAGACCUGAUGGCAAGGCCUCUCACCUCCCAAGGGGAUGACCAAACUAUCGGCUCCAAAGGUGUCAUUAAAAAAUCUGAAUUUGUUAGGAUUAUCACUAGGGCUCUUUAUUCUCUUGGAUAUGAUAAAACCGGGGCUAUGUUGGAGGAAGAAUCCGGUAUCUCUCUCCAUAAUUCCAUCAUUAAGGCGUUUCUGCAGCAGGUUAAGGAUGGAAAAUGGGAUGAAAGUGUUAAAACAUUGCACAGAAUCGGUCUGUCUGAUGAGAAGGCUGUCAAAUCUGCUUCUUUCUUGCUCUUAGAGCAAAAGUUCUUAGAGCUUCUGAAAUUUGAAAAGAUACUUGAUGCGCUUGGCACCUUAAGGAAUGAGAUGGUGCCUCUUCGUAUUAAUACAAAGCGUGUUCACGAGCUUGCUUCCUCCCUUAUAUCACCUUCCAGCCUUAUAUCACAUACCACUUCUGAUCCAGGUAAAGAAAGUGUGAAUUCGAGGUCCAAGAUUCUUGAGGAACUGCAAAACUUGCUUCCUGCUUCUGUUAUAAUCCCAGAAAAGAGGUUGGAGUGUUUAGUUGAGAAUUCCCUUCAUAUCCAGCGGGAUUCUUGUGUUUUCCAUAAUACCUUGGAUAGUGAUUUGUCUUUGUAUACUGAUCAUCAAUGCGGGAAGCACCAAAUUCCUUCUCAGACUGUUCAGAUCUUGGCGUCACAUACCGAUGAAGUUUGGUUCUUGCAAUUCUCUCAUAAUGGCAAAUAUCUGGCGUCAUCUUCCAAGGAUCAGACUGCGAUUAUAUGGGAGAUCAACGCAGAUGGGAAAAUUUCGUUGAAGCAUACACUUGUUGGCCACCAAAAACCCGUAAUUGCCAUCUUAUGGAGUCCUGAUGAUCGUCAAGUUCUUACAUGUGGAGCAGAAGAGGUUAUCAGACGCUGGGAUGUUGAUUCAGGAGACUGUGUUCAAAUGUAUGAAAAAGGUGGUAUUAGUCCCAUUUCUUGCGGAUGGUAUCCUGACGGCCAGGGAAUAAUCGCUGGGAUGACAGACCGAAGCAUAUGCAUGUGGGAUUUAGAUGGUAGAGAGAUAGAAUGCUGGAAAGGUCAGAGGACGCAGAAGGUAUCUGAUAUAGCAAUGACGGACGAUGGAAAGUGGCUCGUAAGUGUAUGCAAGGAUUCAGUGAUUUCCCUAUUUGAUAGGGAAGCUACAGUUGAGAGAUUGAUCGAAGAGGAAGACAUGAUUACAUCGUUCUCGCUUUCGAAUGACAACAAAUAUCUCCUGGUAAAUCUCCUAAACCAGGAAAUCCGUCUCUGGAAUAUCGAAGGUGACCCCAAGAUUGUGUCGAGGUACAAAGGCCACAGGCGUUCACGAUUCAUCAUCAGAUCAUGCUUUGGUGGGUACAAACAAGCUUUUAUUGCUAGUGGAAGCGAGGAUUCUCAGGUAUACAUUUGGCACAGAUCAACAGGGAAGUUAAUCAUUGAGCUACCAGGGCAUGCAGGAGCGGUAAACUGCGUGAGCUGGAGCCCGACGAACCUUCACAUGUUGGCGUCAGCAAGCGAUGAUGGAACCAUAAGGAUAUGGGGACUCGAGAGGAUUAACCAACAGAAUCAGAAGAAGCAAGUGCAAGGAAGUAGUAGUAACGGCGUGAUUCACCGAUGCAAUGGGAAUUGAUUUAUGAUAAUAAGAAUGAAUUUCGUAAAAAACUAUUUUAACAGUUAAAAUGUUGUUUCUUCUUUCUUCUUCAUCUUCCUCUUUUUGUUUGCUUCUUCCUUUGGUUAUGGAGAAAGCAAAAGAAAGAAGGCAAAAGCUGUUCUCUUCUUUAUUAAUCCCUGAACGCAAAAAGAAACAAAAAAAAGGUUCAAAAAUGCAA